This is a messenger RNA of Camellia sinensis, 1074 nucleotides long. The record is from RefSeq and is a predicted model, not a curated record. Lineage: Eukaryota; Viridiplantae; Streptophyta; Magnoliopsida; Ericales; Theaceae.
AUGCCCGGGGUAGAUCCAGAAGUGGUUAUGCACUGCUUGAACGUCGAUCCAAAGGCCAAACCGGUUGUACAGAGAAGCCAUCACUCAACCGCCGAACAUGCCUCUGCUGUAAUUGAAGAAGUAGACAAAUUAUUGGAAGCUAAGAUAAUUCGAGAAGUUACCUAUCCCAUGUCUCAAUAUCGUCUUCCAGACCGUUCUAAUCGUGGCGUACCUCCUGUCAAGUAUGAACCAGAUCCUAAGUCCAAAGUUAAAUAUCCCGUCGGUAAUCACGUGUCAUCUAAAAGAUUGUCUGAGUCAUAUGCUUCUUAUCUUAACACGGUUAGAGUACUGUUAUCCUUGGCGGUUAAUCGGGAUUGGAAACUUCUUCAAUUUGAUGUUAAAAAUGCAUUCUUGCAUGGAGACCUCAAAGAAGAAGUGUUUAUGGACCCUCCACCGGGUAUAGAGGAAUAUGCAAAUGUGAGCAUGAGCAAUUUAGAUCAUACUUUGUUUCUAAAACAUAGAAAAGGUAAAAUCACAGCUUUAAUUAUCUAUGUUGAUGAUAUGGUGAUGACAGGGGAUGAUCAAGAAGAAAUGGAGAAUCUACAACGACACUUAGCCUCGAAGUUUGAGAUGAAACAACUUGGUGACUUAAAAUACUUCCUUGGUAUUGAAGUAGCCCGAUCGAAGAAUGAUGCCGCCCCUACGAAUCAAGCAAGGUACCAGAGACUUGUGGGAAAAUUGAUCUACUUGUCCCAUACUAGACCCGAUAUUGCAUAUGCAGUAGGUGUAACUAGUCAGUUCAUGCAUGAUCCCCGUAAACCCCACAUGGACGCUGUGGAACGUAUAUUGCGAUACCUAAAGUCUGCUCCAAGGAAAGGAUUACUUUUCACCAAAAAUGACAGAUUGAAAGUAGAAGGCUACACUGAUGCAGAUUGGGCUGGUUCAGCAAAUGAUCGAAGGUCUACUUCUGGAUACUUUACCUUUGUUGAGGGAAAUCUGGUGACUUGGAAAAGUAAGAAGCAACCAGUGGUAGCAAGGUCGAGUGCAGAAACUGAAUAUAAAGGCAUGGCUCUUGGAGUAUGUGAACUGUUAUAG